Molecule: messenger RNA, 2883 nt
Organism: Micromonas pusilla CCMP1545
Lineage: Eukaryota; Viridiplantae; Chlorophyta; Mamiellophyceae; Mamiellales; Mamiellaceae
Exons: 1
Coding region: 1-2883 (960 amino acids)
Biological process (GO): interstrand cross-link repair
Cellular component (GO): nucleus
Molecular function (GO): flap-structured DNA binding; hydrolase activity, acting on acid anhydrides, in phosphorus-containing anhydrides; 5'-flap endonuclease activity
Source: RefSeq, a predicted model, not a curated record
AUGGCGAGGGGAAAGAAGCGCGCGGCGGCGGCGUCUGCUGAGGAGGAUGCCGUCGUCGACGCCGCCGCCGAAAUGCUGCCGAUGGUCCAGCGCACGCUGCGGUUCUUCGGCGGCGGCGGGGGGAUCGAUCGUCCCCGACGAAAUAAUCCCGGGGUGCCCACAUCGCCGUCCCACAUCGCCGUCCUGGAGCCGCCGUCCGCGGCGAUGUACCGCCCCCCCGCGCUCGCGGCGCCCGAGCGCGUCGUCUUCACGCGCCUGGGCGAGCGAUGGCGGACGCCGACGGGCGGGUACGAGGGCGAAAAGGUACCAGAGGCGCUCGUCGCGACGACGUCGUCGUCGUCGGAUCUCACAAACGUCGUCAGUGACCCAGCCGACGACGACGAUCGCGGCACCCCAACAGCCGCUCCUCCUACUCUGGAUCCGAUAUCGAUGCCGCUGCGACGGGGACCGCGAAGGAAAAUGAGACCGUUCACGACCCCCGUCGGCGCGGCGCUGACGAUCGCUCGCGAGCGAGACAACCCCGCGGACGCGCGCGCGCUGCGAUGCUUCGAGGCUGACGGAAACGGAAACGCCGCCGUCGACGGCGAGAGCCUCGGGUACGUCCCGCGCGUCGUCAGCGCGCACGUCUCGCCGCUGAUCGACGCCGGGCUAGUGACGGUGACCGGGAGGGUCGUGAGAUGCGCGAUGAACGACGCCGUGGACGGCGGCGGCGAGGACGUCGACGUCGAGAUCGAGCUCGUCGCGACCGCGUCGAACGCCGCCGACGCGACCGCCACGGAGAAGGCGGCGGCGUCGUGGCGCGCGGCGGCGACCGCGGCGGCGUCCUCGAGCGACGCGCUGCCGGACAAGCUCCGCGCGCGCCUGUGGGAGAUAAUCGACGGCGUCGUCGAGUCUUCUCGUCGGAAUCAGAAUCAGAAUCAGAGUUUACUCACGUCGCGCGACGCGAUCGUCAUCGAGGACCUGAGGCUGUGCUCAGCCCCCGCGCAAGCGCUCGCGAUUCGUCUGUCGCGACGGAAGAUGACGUGGACGAGAGCGCGGUCGCUGCGAGGCAAGUUCCGCGAGGUCCCGGACGCGGACGCCGCACUGCGCGAGCUGUGGGAGCGCGGACUGCUCGUGAACGGUGACGACGGCGGCGACGUCGACGGCGACGACGACGAAUCGAUCGCGGACGCGGAGGGCCGGCUGCGGCUGUUGACGCCCGCGCAGCUGUCGGCGGCGGCGAAGAGACUCCUCCCGGGGCCUCCCGGGGUCUUCUCCGCGACCGAACGCAAACGCGGCGGCGCGUCGAAGGCGUCGCUCGUCUCCGAGCUGCUCUCCACCGUCGCGCCCGCGCGCGUCGUCGACGCGUGGCGAGCGGUGCGGCGCGAGGACGGCGAGGACGGCGAGGACGACGCCGUCGUGCGUCUGACCCCCGCGUUGACGCGCGCGUUUCGAACGGCGCUCUUCCUCGCGUAUUGCCGCCCGAGCGACGUCGGCGAGCUGUCGAUGGAGGAUCUGGGGAUGGUGCGGUACGUGAAGCCGCCGCCGAUCGAGAAGGACGACGACGACGCCGCCGCCUCCGUCCCGCCGCUGUUCGCGACGAGAGCGGACUUGGACGCGUACCUGGAUGCCGUCGCGGAGUCCGCGGCGGUGGACGCCGCCGUCGACGCCGGCGACGAGGCCGGCGCGCUUCGUCUCUCGCGUCGCGCGCUGGCGCCCUUGCUCAUCGGCGCGGCGCCCGCGCGCGCGCGUCGCGACGACGUCGACGUCGACGGGCGGCAAACGAUGCCGUCGUACCUGCGCAGGUUCGACCCCGCGCACGUUCGCGCGAGGACGGCGACGACCGCGGUGGGCCUCCUCGAACGCGCGGGGGAGCACGCGGCGGCGACGACGGCGCUGUUGUCCCUCCUGAGCGGCGACGUCUGCCCGGAGAAGCGCGGCGCGUGGUACGACCGCGCGAGCACGAACUUCAACACGCACUUGGGGAAGCCCGCGGACGCGAGCGAGAUGUUAGAUCACGCGCUCGCGGACCCGUGGGUGCGCGUCGGCGAUCGCGUCGCGCUUUUGAGGCGCGCGGCUCGGCUGGCGAAAAAGACGAAAAACUGGCGCGUCGCCGUCGCGGCGUGGCGAGAGGACGCGCACUGGGACGCCCCCGUCGAGCGCAUCGACGCGCGCGCGAUGAACGCGGAUGCGCGGGAGAAGAAUAAGUACGUGAACGUCGUCGAGGAGGACGACGACGACGGCGGCCUCGAGGAUGAUCUCUUCUCGCGCCCUCAGGGCGCCGUGGGCGGGGAGUGCGUCGUCUCCGUCGAGGCGCUCGCGUUGGCGCAUUAUUCCGUCGCCGCUAACGGCGGCUGGCGCGGCGCGCACUGCGAGACGUCGCUGUGGACGACGCUGUUCGGUCUGCUCUUCGCGGACGUCAUCUUCUGCGGCGGCGUCCCCGGGACGUUCCGCGGGCCGUUCCAGUCCGCGCCGUUGGAUUUCGACACGGACGCGUUCGCGCCGGCGCGCGCGACGCGGCUGGCGGCGGCGCUGCGCGACAUCCGCGGCGGCGCCGCGCGGACGCGGCUGUCCGCGGCGUGGCGCGAGCACCGCGGCGCGGCGAUCGCGGGGGUGUCGUGGACGCUGAUGUCUCUGGAUGACCUGUGCGACGUCGCGGAGGGGAUCGGGCGCGACGCGCUGGCGUCGAUGAUGGGGUUGCUCGCGGAGGAUCGCCGGGGGUGGGUCGGCGGCGCGCCGGAUUUGAUCUUGUGGCGGCGACGCGGGAGCGGCGCGGGAGCGCGCGCGGAGGUGAAGUGCGUCGAGGUGAAGAGCGCGAACGACCGGCUGAGCGAUCAGCAGCGCGCGUGGUUGCUCGCGCUGAGGGACGCGGGCGUGGACGUCGUCGUGUGCAAGGUGAUGUGA